CGCGAUAUGUGAGUCAUGUAAUUCGUGUAGAUUAAGAAACGAAACGAUUUUUACCCUUAUGUUAUUUAGCAGCGUACAUUACAUAGUUGGGUGCAACACUACUAUAGGCUUAAUAGUGUUCUAUAUGUGUAUUGCCACGAUGGCUGAAGAUUUUGGCAUUGACAACAAAUCUGAAAUGGAAACAAUAAUUCAAAGCAAUGUUCCAAAGAUUGAUGGUGUUGGGACUGCUGCGUUGUCAAAUACCUUGGAUUUAUCACAGAAUGAAAUUAAUUUAUUAAGAUUAAAAACAUCUCAGACAAUAUCAAAACUUGAAGAAUCUAUUUCAAAAGGAACAAAGUCAGAAGGUAGUACAUGGAACAAUUCUUCAGGUUUUUUAUCACAUUCUAAAACAACCGAAGAAAUAUUUACGUUAAUACAGGAUCUUAUUGUAUAUGAAGAUGCUCCUCAAAUAAUCGAAGAUGGAAAAACUGAACCGAAUCAUACAAUAAACUUACCAUCCACUACAGAUGUAGCCAAAUUAGCUUUAAUAUCUCAUUCAGUAUCAGCUUAUGCAAUGUCAUUACCUAGACCACAUGCCCAAAGGUUAGCUGGUCGCUUAGCUGCUGACACUACAAGAUGGCUCAGUCAUAUUUUUAGGUUUGUUGAUUGUGCUUCAUCUUUUCAUGAAGAUCCAUUGGAAGGAUUUGUAAGGGUUACUCGAUUAGCAAUACAUAAAAAAUAUCCUAAAUAUAUAGAUGAAGGCUUUACAGCAUUAGCUACUUCACCUCCAUUAAUUUAUAGUUCAGUUACUGCCCCACUUGGAUUAGUUCAGCAUUUAUGCAAACAACUUUCACUACCAUUACACUGCAUAAGGCCCAUUCCACAUAAUACAAUAUUUGGAUCCCAGCAUAGUAUGGAUAUCUCGGUACUGGAACGGCGCUUAACUGAAGAUUCUCAAUCAAAUACUGUAACACCACUAUUAUUGUUAGCAGAAGCAGGGUCUGUACUUACAGGGCAUUGUGAUAACAUAAGUAGGUUACGUGACAUAUGUGAUAAAUAUGAUGUUUGGUUACAUCUUCGAGGUGACUCUUUAGCAGCAUUAGUCUUAAAUAAUUCAACAAAAGAUAUGUCUUCAAAAAUUGCAGAUAGUAUUACAUUACCACUUGGCAUUUGGUUAGGAAUACCUUCAUUACCAGUAGUUACUUUGUAUAGAUUAACAGAUACAAGAAGUGCACAUCCAAUUUCUAGAGACACAACAUUGUCAUUAAUAUCUGGUUUAAUGAUAGACUCUCUAUCAAGACGGUUACCAACCUUACCUCUCUGGAUGGUGUUACAAGUUUUAAGUCGUGAUGGCAUUGUCAAUCGUUUUAAACAUUGUUUCUUAGUUGUAGAGGAACUGUACAAUAAAAUUAAGAAAUUUAAUUGCAUUAGACUACUAAGUCAAAAACCUGGAGGUGAAUCUGGUGUUUAUACGAUAAAGGAGUUGUUAAUAAAUCCGUUAAAUGGACCACAAUUGCUUGAAGUUGUGGCAACUGCUCUUGUAUUUCAAUUUGUACCACCCGACAUAGAUCUUCAAGAACUGCAGCGAGUACCACCUUAUUAUGAUAAAUUAAAUUCCUGGCUGGGUCAGAUUUUACAGCGUGACAUUGAAAAUGUAGGUAUCGAACUGUGUGAAAUAGAACAGUAUGGAAUUGCUAUUAGAAUUUGUCCACUUGAGAGUGUUGAGAAUCCACCAAACAGUGAUGAUAUUGAUAACGUUGUUGCCUGCUUAGAACAGCAAAUCGAUAUUCUACUAGCAACUGUGCAUCACAAAGAAACCUUUACACAAUUAGUAAUGGAAAAUGAUUCAUUGCAUUUAGUUGAAAUGCCAGGUUGGGCUGGUUUAGGAGGUGUUAGAUAUGCGCCUUCUACUUGGGUUCAUGUGUUAACUGAUCAAGCAAAGGAAGAGCUGAAUAAUUUAAACACCCAUUUAGUGGAAACACUACGAAGUACUGAUGCUGCCUUUUCACUUGGUGAAGGUACUGAUGGCUUAGUUUGUGUUCGAUUUGGAAUGGUUACUCAUGAUACAGAUGUAGCAGAAUUAUUAACACUUGUCCUUCAAGUUGGUCAGGAGGUAGAAGCAAAUUCAAAAUUAAUGGACACAAUGUCAGAGGUGGUAAAACGUGGUAUAGAAGCAGCACAAACUGACUUGGAGCGUGAAAAUGCCGAAAAAUUAUGGCAAGAUGGAAUUUUACGCCAUGUUCCUGUAGUUGGAACUUUUGUCAAUUGGUGGAGUCCACCAUCAAAAGAGAGUGGUGUUCGAGGUCGUAGCCUAAAUUUGCAAGCAGGCAUUGUUGAGAGUACAGAGAAUAUUUACAAGUAUCACAUGCAAUUACAACCAAAUUCAAAAUCAGUUAAUGGAUCUGGAGCACGAACUCCACCUAAACCACAAGUUCAAAUGCCAGUAGGACCUGAUAGCCAAAGUCAUAGUCGAUCAUCUAGCCAUUCCAGUUUACAAUGUGGUAAAAAUUUACAAACCACAACUGACAUGAUUCAGUCACUUGUAAAUGAAAAAUCAAGCGAAACUUCUUAGUAAAACCUUUUAUA
Molecule: messenger RNA, 2565 nt
Organism: Ceratosolen solmsi marchali
Lineage: Eukaryota; Metazoa; Arthropoda; Insecta; Hymenoptera; Agaonidae
Product: pyridoxal-dependent decarboxylase domain-containing protein 1
Exons: 11
Coding region: 59-2551 (830 amino acids)
Biological process (GO): carboxylic acid metabolic process
Cellular component (GO): intracellular membrane-bounded organelle
Molecular function (GO): carbon-carbon lyase activity; pyridoxal phosphate binding
Source: RefSeq, a predicted model, not a curated record